Messenger RNA from Clarias gariepinus (North African catfish), 1138 nucleotides. RefSeq names its product GATA zinc finger domain-containing protein 14-like. The record is from RefSeq and is a predicted model, not a curated record. Bases 1 to 963 code for a protein of 320 amino acids. The transcript is spliced from 4 exons. Lineage: Eukaryota; Metazoa; Chordata; Actinopteri; Siluriformes; Clariidae.
AUGCAACAGGACAACGAUCUGAAGCACAUCAGUAAAUGUACAUCAGAAUGGAACAACAACCACAACAAGCCCUACAACCACAACAAGCCCUACAACAACAACCACAACAAGCCCUUCAACCACAACAACAAGCCCUUCAACCACAACAACAAGCCCUACAACCACAACCACAACAAGCCCUACAACCACAACCACAACAAGCCCUACAACAACAACAACAAGCCCUUCAACCACAACCACAACAAGCCCUACAACAACAACAACAACCCCUUCAACCACAACAACAAGCCCUUCAACCACAACAACAAGCCCUUCAACCACAACCACAACAAGCCCUACAACCACAACAACAAGCCCUUCAACCACAACAACAAGCCCUUCAACCACAACCACAACAAGCCCUACAACCACAACAACAAGCCCUACAACCACAACAACAAGCCCUACAACCACAACAACAAGCCCUACAACCACAACAACAAGCCCUACAACCACAACAACAAGCCCUACAACCACAACAACAAGCCCUUCAACCACAACAACAAGCCCUUCAACCACAACAACAAGCCCUACAACCACAACAACAAGCCCUUCAACCACAACAACAAGCCCUUCAACCACAACAACAAGCCCUACAACCAGAACAACAAGCCCUACAACCACAACAACAAGCCCUUCAACCACAACAACAAGCCCUUCAACCACAACAACAAGCCCUACAACCACAACAACAAGCCCUACAACCACAACAACAAGCCAUACAACCACAACAACAAGUCAUACAACCACAACAAGGCCUACAACCACAACAAGCCCAACAACAACAACGACAAGCCCUACAAGCAUGACCACACCUACACGCACAACUCCUACAACCACAACACCUACAACCAUGGCAUCACCUACAACCACAACAAACACAACAUCUACAAAGUCCCCGAUAGUCAUCGGGCUGCGAGCUAGGGUUGUCACUACAGUGGAGCUGAAUAUGAAUCUAGCCAACAGCAUUUUACAGCAGUAUGUCUCAUACCUCCAACAAUACAACGUAACGGCAAGAGUCACGAGCAUUAGGAAGUUAUGAAGAGCUGAUUCAGAAGAAUGUUCAGGAUCUUCUCAAGGCCUAAUCCACUUUUUAAUU